This is a messenger RNA of Symbiodinium sp. CCMP2592, 507 nucleotides long. NCBI's taxonomy places the organism in Eukaryota, Dinophyceae, Suessiales, Symbiodiniaceae. The record is from the annotation of a GenBank genome assembly.
AUGCCGCCAAUGCCAUGGAGCGACGCUGCGACUGGGACAGUUUGGUGCCAGUCGGCUCCACUUCAGUAUGACCCCAGGUGCAGAUGCUGCUGGUUUCUGGUCCAGCAGCUCUGCCAGCUGAGCUCCGAGAAGGAUCAGCUGCUUCACGAGCUUCGACGUGACAACCAUGCCCGGUGGGCCGAGACCCAGAUGCUGCAAAACGCAUGCAUCAGCCUGCACAGCGAGAACAUUGCGCUGUGGCAAGACUCUGAAACGGCGCUCAGGUGCAGCAAUCUCCGUUGUCAAAACAAUGCCCUUUGGACUGGCAGUGAGAGGUGGCACAACAAGUGCCGCAAUAUUCGCCGUGACAAAGAGAAGCUGAGUAAAAAGUUACGCAUCCUGGAGGAGCAGGCGUUUCAGGCCAAGCAUUGCCCCGACAUGAAGCAACUUGACAGCAAGAUAUGUCAAGCUUUUCCGGACUUACAGGUAUAUCUGCCUCCAAGAUGUAGUGAAUGUAGCGUCUAUUGA